AUGCCCGUCCCAGAGGAGCCAAGCAGCACCGCAGACUGGGCAAAGAACCUGGUAAAGAAGAUGACGAUCGAGGAGAAGUACCGAAUGAUCCGCGGCAUCGGCUUCGAAGGCUUCAAAGAAAAACGCGGCUACUACAUCGGCAGCGUUUUGGGGGUGCCUCGUCUCGGGAUCCCGUGCAUCAAGAUGCAGGAUGGGUCGGCAGGAUUCCGAACAACGCAGAAGGAUAUUGCGGGAACCGUCACGGCCUGGCCAGCACCGCUGGUUCUGUCGGCCACUUGGGAUGCCAAUUUGGUGGAGCGAUGGGCAGAAGCCAUGGGCAGGGAGUUUCGGGACAAGGGUGCGAACAUGAUCUUGGCUCCGGCGGUGAACCUGCAUAGGACCCCCUACGGCGGCCGCAAUGCCGAGUUCAUUUCGGGUGAGGACACCGUUCUGGGCCGGGAGCUGGCAGCGGCCUUUGUCAGAGGAAUGCAAGACAAAGCCGGAGUGGCCGCGGCUGUGAAGCACUUCGUGUUGAACGAUCAGGAGACGCGACGCACCACCAGCAACUCCAUCGCUGACGCCCGGCUCCGUUGGGAGAAGUAUUAUCCGCCCUUCCAGGCAGCCAUCCGCGCUGGCGCCGCGGCCGUGAUGUGCUCUUACAACCUGGUGAACGGAAAGCAGGCCUGCAGCAACAACGACUUGCUGAAAAGGGACUUGAAAGACCGCAUGGGCUUUGACGGCUUUGUGCUGAGCGACUGGUGGGCCAUUCGCAAUGACGAGGCAGCAGAAGCUGGCACAGAUGUGGAUAUGCCCGGCAACGACCGUUUCUUCGCGGAGUUGGGUGCUCAAGAUGCAGGUAGCGUACUCCUCCUCCCCUUGACGGCGAUCGCCCACACCAUCCAUGGCGACAAGGAAGUCUUUGCGCACGUCCAUAGCGACGGUGUGGCGGAGGUUGCCGAUGCGGUGAUCAAGAGGCAUAAGCUUCUGCGAAAGGAGGCCAAGCUCUAUGGCGCAUCGUUGAUCGCUGAGGGUGGGCGAAUAACUUCGCGGACCAGAAGAACUAGAUACCUGCCGCAGUAUCCCACUGGUCCUGCUACUUGCGACGGCAGCCAGUGCCCAUCUGACAAAAGCGUAGACCCGUGUUCGCAGCUCCAGAACUGCAGCAUCGGUGGCCACCAUGACUGCGAGGGAACCUUCAAGAUGUGCAUCCCCGACAAAGACAGCCCAACAAAGUGCGCGACCAGUGAAGUGUGCUUGCUGCGGUGCACUGGCGUUUUCGUGGAGGAGAAGAGUGAUGGCUCCAAGGGAGCUCCGGCAUGCUCCGACCUUUCCCCGCAGAAAUGCGAUGGCCACUAUGUGGCUGACAAGGACUACACCAGCAAUGGCUUGGGUUACGAAUGCGUUUUGAAGGAGGACCAGACUUGCGGUACCUCGAGUACCUGCGGGGUGCAAAACCCUCCUGAGAGCUUGGGCGAGAAGCAGUGCUACGAGCCGGAAGUCUUCAAGGGCUCCCCGGACGGGACCUGCAGCACGCUGCGCACGCGGCCCGGGCACGAGUGCAAGACGCAGUGUGCACCGGGUUACACACCGUCACUCGCAGCGCUCAAGUGCAAGGACAUCGGCGAAUUUGAGCCGAAGACCUUCGAGUGCGAGCCCAACGCCUGCAAAGUGAAGCCGGUGCAGAACGCGCUGGCCAGCGGUUGCAAGGAGGGGCCCAACGCCGGGGAGGCAGUCAUCGUGUCCGGGGAGAAGUGCACGGUGCAGUGCAAGGAUGGUUUCUACGCCUCGGACGAGCUGCUGCGGUGCCACGCGGAAGUGCUCACUCCCGCGGCCUUCACCUGCGAAGCCCCUUGCCCAGUGCCCACCGUGAAAAACGCCGCGGCGGCCGGGGUCUGCAAGGAGGCGGGUGUGGGCGACAAGAUCUUGCCCUUCACCUCCUGCACGAGCCAGUGCGCUCCGGGCUACACGCCUUCGGUCCAAUCACUGAGCUGCCGCACCGGCGCCUUCACGCCCCAGUCGGUGACCUGCGAGCCGGACCCCUGCGAGGCGCCCUCCGGAGUGGAGUUUGUGUCCAAGGAGGGCGCGUGCAAGGAGGGCGCCACCUUGAGCUCCGGGUCAAGCUGCACUGCACAGUGCUUGGCUGGCUACACGCCCUCCGCUGCCACUCUCUCAUGCAAUGCAAAAACCUUGGCACCAGCCACCUUUACGUGUGCGGCCAACCCCUGCAAGCUCCCGAGCGUGGAGCAGAGCAAGGGCAACGGCUGCAAGGGCGUCGCUGGUGACACCAUUGAGUCUGGCAAGGCCUGCAGGACAGUCUGCAACGCGGGCUACACGCCAAGUGUAGACCACCUUGACUGUUUGGCCGAGACCUUGACUCCUGCCACCUUCGUGUGCAAGCCAGACCCCUGCCCCAUCCCCUUCGACAAAAACCAGGAGGACAGCGGCUGUGUGGGGGUGGCGGCCAAGAACGGAGCCACCAGUGUGGAGUCCUCGCAGAAGUGCCAGACGCAGUGCAAGGCGGGCUGGCACCCCAGCGUGGCCCAGCUCUCCUGCUUCGCUGGCACCUUGACGCCUGACUCCUGGAGCUGCGACGAGGACCCCUGCAGCGCACCCACCAAAGUGAGCAACGCCCCGGAGCUCACCUGCCGCCAAGGAAGCUCCAUUGUGUCCGGCACAGGCUGCACCACUCUCUGCAAUGAAGGCUAUUCCCCGAGCGCGAAGGCGUUGGCCUGCCACCUGGGCAAGUUCACCCCGGCCACCUACGUCUGUCAGCCGGACCCUUGCCCGGUGCACGAGGUAUCGAACCGCCUGGGCAGCGGCUGUGAGAGCAAGCCACACCCUGCCAUUAUCCCCUCGGGCUCCAGUUGCCGCACUCAGUGCCAGGAAGGAUAUUCGCCAUCCGUGGUGGAGCAGAAGUGCUUCGCCGCCACCAUGACCCCCACCUUCUGGACCUGCGACGAGGACCCCUGCGACGCCCCGGGAGGCAUCCGGAACUCAGCGGAGGAGACCUGCAAGGAGGGGAAGUCCGUGUCCGCGGGGCAGCUGUGCACCGCCCAGUGCGCCAGCGGCUUCUCCCCCUCCGUGGCCUCUUUGGGCUGCAGCUUGGGGAAGCUGAGCCCCAGUACCUUCAGCUGCGUCCCGGACCCCUGCAAGAUCCCGGAGGUGGCGAACAAGCAGGGCAACGGAUGCAAGGGCCUCCGGGGCAACACGGUGAAAGCGGGCACAAGCUGCAUCCCCGUGUGCAAAAGUGGGUUCCAGCCCUCCGAGACCUCGCUGCAGUGCACGGCCUCCCAGCUGUCCCCGGCCACCUGGGUCUGCGAGCCGGAGCCCUGCAGCGCGCUGCAGGUGGAGAGGGCCUGGGGCACCGGCUGCAACGGGGGCAUGAAGAGCAAGGUCGAUUCUGGCUCCGCGUGCGAGAUCAAGUGCCAGGAUGGCUAUGCGCCCUCUGUGCCAAAGCUCAACUGUUAUGCCAGCAUGUUUACGCCCUCCAGCUACACGUGCGACCCCAAGCCCUGCCGCAUCCCGGCGGUGCAGAACAAGGCGGGCUCCGGCUGCCUGGGCGCCCCCGGGGACUCCAUCGCCUCGGGCACCAAGUGCACCACCCAGUGCCUGGGAGGUUACACUCCAUCAGUGGCAGAGCUCACUUGCAGCGCAGAGAUGCUCACACCCGCGACCUUCGAGUGUAGCGCAGAUCCUUGCCCCAUGCCAAAGGCGACCGACCGCAAGGGCAAUGGCUGCAAGGGCAUGCCGGGCACGGUGGUUGCUUCGGGUGCGACUUGCGAGACCGAGUGCAGCAAUGGCUACACUCCGUCGGUGGCGAAGCUUGAGUGCUUCGCUGGCACGCUCUCGCCCAACAGCUACAUUUGUGCGCAAGAUGACUGUGCAGCUGUCACAGGCGUCCCGAACGCGCCGACCGUGGCUUGCCAAGAGGGAGCCACCAUUCCCGGCGGCAAGACUUGCACUCCCCGGUGCAACGCUGGGUACAGCCCAUCCAAAACAUCCUUGGCCUGUAGGCGAGGAGAACUGGAGCCAAGCAGCUUCGAGUGCAAGGCGGAUUCCUGCGACGUGCCGUACGUGGCCAACUCGUUGAACCCUACCUGUGCGGAGGGCAACAGCGUUGACCAUGGGAAGAGGUGCACUCCAAAGUGCAAGAGCGGAUACUCUGCCUCAGAGUCAUCCCUCUCAUGCAGUGCCGGCACCUUGAGCCCAGCGACCUUCCUUUGCAAGGCGCCCUGCGCCGCGCCGAACGUGCUUCACUCCAAUGGCGUUUGCAAGGAGGGCAGCAGCAUUGAGCACGGCAAGUCCUGCACCACUCAGUGCAAUGCGGGCUACAUGCCCAACAAGGCAUCCCUGGAGUGCAAUGACGGCUCGCUGACUGGCUUGCCGGUCUUUUGCCAGACCGGGCCGCCGCCUAUCGGCGGGGACUUCUACAACUGCUGGACCGGAGAUCCGCACUUCACCUGCCAUGGCGGGCGCCGCUCUGAUCCCUUGGUGCCGGGAACGCACUGGGUCUUCAAGCAGAGCUGCCCGGGCAGUCCCAACUUCAUGUGGGUGCAGGGCCUCUACGGCCCGCGCAGCCCCUCUGUGACCAUGGGUGCCGCCUUCGGCGGCCUGUUCCUGAGCAAGAACGUCCUCACCAUCCGCGUCAACAACAACCCGUCGUGGGUUGUGAAGUGGAACGACCAGCCGAUCGCCAACGUUUGGCAGGGGAGUGGCAGCUCAUGGAACUACAACCUCGGCGGCACUCAGCUCUCGAUCACCUGGACCAGCAGUAAGAUUGAGGUGGGGCUCAGCUAUGGCGUCACAUACAAGGCUAGCCGGUCGGGCUGGAACCGCGAAAACAAUAUCAAAGUCUCCGGCUUCUACUACACAGAUUACUACACGCAGAACAAUUUCUGGUGCAAAGACGGGACCUUCGCGGGCGAGGCUAUUGAGCUGCCGCACCCUCGCAACGUAUGGUCCCCAUCUGGGGAUGAUAAAUUGGUGAAUAGCGACUAUGACUUGUUCCAGAAGAGCAAGGCCCACAUCGAAGCGAAGCUGGACUCACUUACGGCAAUGGCCAGCUUGCUGGACACAGAUGAUGUGGAAGAUGGCAUUGAAACUCUGGCGCUCAACCAGUCGCUAAAAGUCAGUGACGAGCCCCAGCUAUGCACUGGCAAGGCGCUCGAGGAAGCACAGAAGGAUUGUGCGGUCCUCAAAAAGGAAGAGACGGAGGAAGAGCAAGAGGAACUCGAAGAGGAUGAAGAGGCCCAGGCAACCCAGGAAGCAACCUACAAUGCAUGCAUCGCGGAUGUCUGCGCCACGGCGAACGGCAACUUCGGGGAAGCGGCGAAGGAAACCGAGGAAGAGAGCGAGAUGCAGGCUGCCCUGAAGCACAAGAAGGCAUUUCGCACCGCCGCGGCGGACGGGGAGUGCAAGGAAGGCUGGACUUCCACAGACUCCGGGGACAACUUCCUGUUGGAGGAGGAAAAGUCCCGGGCGGACAAGAAGAAGGAGGCGUGCACGGUGGCUUGCAAGAUCUGCCGACCGGCUCAUCGUCGCUACCUGGUGGGCCCUAUGGUGCUCCACAACGAGACGAAGGACGCCUGCAUCGCUCAGGAGCUGGCGAUGCCCAAGGCAGAGGCUGACAAGGCAAGACUUUGGAUCCUGCAGAAGAAAUUCACCACAGCGGAGAAGGGAUGGAUCGGUGGGAACUUCAAGGAAGGCGGUUGGAAGUGGGGCGACGACACCGACGUGGAGGGUGGUGGCACCAUCGAAGGCAAAGUUGGUGACUACCUGUGCUUGGACAAGGAGAAUGGCAAGUUGAUCAAUUGCGAUCACCGACCAGAUGUGCGGCAUGACGCGCUGUGUGAGACGAUGUUCUACUGA
Messenger RNA from Effrenium voratum, 5847 nucleotides. NCBI's taxonomy places the organism in Eukaryota, Dinophyceae, Suessiales, Symbiodiniaceae. The record is from the annotation of a GenBank genome assembly.